This is a messenger RNA of Procambarus clarkii (red swamp crayfish), 6321 nucleotides long. The record is from RefSeq and is a predicted model, not a curated record. NCBI's taxonomy places the organism in Eukaryota, Metazoa, Arthropoda, Malacostraca, Decapoda, Cambaridae.
CCUGUCUGGUCUUCGCCAGUUGCCACAGUGUCACAACACCGUGCCAUGUGUAUCCUCCCCGGCACCUCCACCACUGGUUAACGAGCCCCAACCACAACUAGGUGUAUGGUAGGCAGUAAUUAGGGCGACCCGGUGCGAGACGGCGGCCAGUGGACACGGGAGAAGCUCCGGAAUUCUUUACAAUUGCUAAAUUGUGGCGGCAGCUGAGGAUGCCAAUCACCAGGGCGGAGGAGGAGGCAUUAAAUGAUCACUUUUUGGUCAACAGCUACAUAGAAGGAUUUGCAGCAAGCCAGACUGACACACUGUUAUUUGAGCAGUUUAAAUCCACCCCCAGCCAAGACUUCCAUAACCUUCGUCGCUGGUAUAGACAUAUAGACAGUUUUGGCAGUGAUAGGGGGAAGUUUCCUGGCACUAAAAGCAGCUGUUUAACUCUAUCGGUGAAUGGGACAAAGGUGAAAGUAAUGAUGAAUUGCAACAGUGAGCAGGUUGAUGGUCCUGAAGGGACGGAGCAGGAUCAGCAGGAACACACUACUGAAGAUAUUGUUGAUCCCUGGAAUGUACAAGCUUCUAGCAAUAAAGGCAUCGACUAUGAUAAGCUGAUAGACAGAUUUGGAUCGUCUCGUAUUGAUGAUGCACUGUUGGAGAGAUUUGAGAAGCUGACUGGACAAAAGCCUCAUCAUUUCCUGAGACGUGGUAUAUUCUUCUCACACCGGGACAUGCACAGGAUAUUAAAUCUGUAUGAAGCUGGCAAGACAUUCUUCAUUUAUACUGGUCGGGGUCCAUCCUCAGAGUCCAUGCAUGUUGGUCACCUCAUCCCCUUUAUUAUGACAAAGUGGCUCCAGGAUGUAUUUGAUAUUCCAUUGGUAAUUCAACUCACUGAUGAUGAAAAAUACCUGUGGAAGGAUCUGAAAUUGGAAGUUUGUAAUAAGCUGGCCUAUGAGAAUACAAAGGACAUCAUUGCUAUUGGAUUUGACAUGAGCAAAACAUUUAUAUUUUCUGAUGUUGACUUCAUUGGUGGAGAGUUUUAUAAAAAUGUAUUGAAGGUUCAGAAGCAUGUAACAUUCAACCAGGUGAAAGGAAUAUUUGGGUUUGACGAUUCCUCCAAUAUUGGGAAGAUAAUGUUCCCAGCUGUACAGGCUGCUCCAAGCUUUUCUUCUAGUUUUCCAUUCAUAUUUGGGGGAAAGAAGGACAUUCCUUGCCUUAUUCCAUGUGCUAUUGAUCAGGACCCAUACUUCCGGAUGACUAGAGAUGUGGCGCCGAGGUUAGGGUUCCAGAAGCCGGCACUCAUUCACUCGACCUUCUUCCCAGCACUGCAGGGUGCCAGCAGCAAGAUGAGUGCCUCGGAUGAAAAUUCCUCCAUUUUUCUAACAGAUACCGGCAAUCAGAUUAAGAAAAAGAUUAAUAAAUAUGCUUUCUCUGGGGGUAAAGACACUUUAGAGGAGCACCGAGAGAAGGGUGGAGACUGUGAGGUGGAUAUUUCCUAUAUGUACCUUAAAUUCUUCUUAGAAGAUGAUGACAAACUAGAGAAGAUUCGCCAAGAGUAUUCCUCGGGCAGAAUGCUCACUGGAGAGCUGAAAGCAGAGUUGAUUCAGAUUCUUCAGAAGAUGAUAGGAGAGCAUCAGGAGCGGAGAAAAACCGUUACAGAUGAUAUUGUGAAGCAGUAUAUGACCCCCCGACCUCUUAACUUUGUUGUCAAGAAAUGAGGUUACUGCUGUAUGUUUCAAUCUUUUUACUGUUAUAAAUUUGGUAACCCUUUUUUUCUCUUGUAUUUCUAUUGCCUCGUGAGAGAUUGGGUCAGUAUACAUGGUAUUACUUUGUUAGCACACUGUGUUACAGCUAAAGCACACAUGUUACAAACUGGUGUACUGAGUAAGAGAGACGUGCAGGGAAUGAUAGAGAACUAAACUGCAUGGAGAUAAUGAUGAUGGUUAAACAAUGAGAGGUUGUUGAUAAAUAACAUUAGGAUAUUUUCUCAUGCUUUUCUUAAGUAAAAUAACAAAAAAUGUAUGGGAUGGGGGUGUAUCUGGAUGGGGUUCUGGGAAUUAUUUUGCUCCCUAAGCUGGGACCAGGGCCAGGCUUGACUUGAGAGUUUGGUCCAACAGGCUGUUUGUAGCAGCCAGCAGGCCCACAUGUCCACUACAGCCGGGUUGGUCCGGCACUUCUUGCAGAAAACUGUCAGUUUUUCUUAAACUUCCACAUUUCUUAUACUUGCUGGGAGGAUAUUGAACCACUAUGGAAUGUUGUUGUUCAUAGUAUUGUUUAUGGCGCACCUACUCUUCAUUGGCUCUUAUUGUGCAUUUCCUUUCGUAUCAUUCACACCAGUAAGUUAUUUUACUGUGCAAAGUACAGUAGUUUUCUUUUGAUAAGAUUGAAUCCAUUAUAGUUUUUAAAAUUUAUAUUCGGUAUACGUUUGUUGUACAGCACAGGGUAUGGUCACAAAUUCUCAGCUGUUGCCUGCAGUAGGCAGAACUGAGCCAAGUACCUAUGAUGGGUACCCAAGGGGAAGUGGAGGAAGAAGCCAGUUGACAAGAUGGGAAAAGAGAAACAUGGCCCCCCUCAUGCUUGCAGAGCAAUAACCUGCCAGGUAUUAUCCAAAACACAUGUGGAUAAUCACAAACGCUUCCCUCUGGCAUUACCACAGAAGCUUUAUAUCAAACCCCUUGGCCACCCACCCUAUAGUGGUAGGGGGAAAAAGAAGCUUUGGGAUGGAGCCAGCCACCUGAACCCAGGGAAUUCAAAGUCAAACACCCUGUAUCAGCUAGGAAAAGGUCAUCUAGAGAAAUACGACUUCUUCCUCCAAGCGCACCCACAGAGUGACAAGUGGAAUGAUUAUUCCAUGUGGAAUAAUUAUGUGUUGUGGAAUUAUUGUGGAAUAAUUAUUCCACAAGUGGAGUGGAAUGAUUAUUGUUGCCCGGUGUUGAACCUUCUCCAAAGCAGCUGUGUCUUUCUGAAGAUGAGGUUUCCAUACUUAAAUACAAUAAUCCAAGUGAUGAUACAGCAAAAGGAAGAGAGAGAGAGAGAGGUACCAAUGGCUUUGCUGCCAGCCCUUAAGAGUGCCCUUGCCAGCUUCCUGAGGCUGUUGGUUGGCAGUACCCUGGUUGCCAGGACUACCAUCUGAUUAUUUGGAUAGAAAUUUUCCGGUAGUAAUGAGUGAUUUGCAUGAAUGUAAUUACAUUAGAGUGGUUGCUAGUUUUGUGGCACUUUUGCUUUUGGGAUGGAUUUUUCUCAGUUUUUGGGCAAUCUCUCGUCCCCCCCCACCGUCAGGCUGCGUCAGACCGGGCUGCGGGGACGCUAAGCCCCGGAAGCACCAAGGACCUCAAGGUAACACCCCCCCCCCCCUCCUCCUAGGCUCCUCUCGUCAAAGAUGGAGACCCAUUUUUGUUCUGGUCUCUGGUAGGCUUCAUUGGUCUUAAAAGCCUUGUAUUCCCUAAGGUUUUGUUGCUCUAAAUAGCAUACUCCUGUAGCAUUAUGGUUUGUUAAGCUUGAAGCUGUUACACCUUGUGAGUGUUACACUUUUCAAAGAUGCGGUCUGCAUUUAUAUCUUUGGAUUUGCUCAGUAUAGUAAAGAUUUUGUCGAUCAACCCUGUCAUGUCUAAUUUGUAGUGUUUUUAAUCAUUAGGCCUUAAUCGUUCCUGGUUUGAAAGUUAACUUGGUUCUGGGAUUAUUUCUGCUGCUUUGCACUGAACUGAACUUUUCCAAAAGCAGUUAUGCUCUUUUGAAUGUGGUCUCCAUGCUUGGAUUCAUUUAUACAAAUGAGGUUGUAAAUAGAGAUUUGUACAGUUAAAUAUCCAUCCUUUUCCUUGAAGUCAAAGGUUUGAAUAUUCCAUAGCAGUGCAAUUCAGCCUUCUUGGCUUAGCACUUUUGAUAAUAUUUUUUGGCCAAGUAAUUUGAUGUAUUAUAACUGGUAAAUACAGUAAACCAAAAUAUAUUCUGCCAUUUUUGUGUGUGUAGUACUUUGUGUUUUAUUAAUCGGUUGGUUUUCACUUUAUUUUUUACAUUUUUCGUAGAAAAUAAUGCUAGUUUCAUAUCUGCCAUUUCUUAUUUUUGAUCUAAAAAUAGUGACCAAGUCUUGAAUAAGAUGGAAAAACGCUUUAUAUAUAACAAAAAUAACUUCUAAUCUUGUAAAUCAAUUAUAACGUUAAAAAAAUUAUGUAUAUAAGCACACUUUUGUAUAUACAUUAUAAUGUAUUUUUUACAGAAAAUAUUUUACAAGUACUGUAUUAGAAAUAAGCAAGAGGGUUUGAAGGAGGCGUAAUUGCUAAUGUUAUAGUCGCUACCUCUUGUGGUGGUGAUUUUGUCGCUAUUAGAUGGCAACAUCUAUAACCUGUUCAGACACCUGUUUUGUUAUUCAGAUGACCUGUGCAAACGUGGCAAGGUGUUUCUCGGCAUUCAGACGGAAAUUGCUUGUUGCAUCGUCAGCCUCAUUUCCUCGACCACUUUUCCUUUAGCAGCAAAAGGGUUUAAGUGUAGCUUGUGAAAAUACACCUCAUCUACUUGGAGAAAAUAUAUUGUUACUAAUGAAAGCCAAUAAGUAAGUUAGCAUCAUUCAGGCAUUAUUUAAUGCAUGUCAAAUAUUCCAUCUUUGCUUGUUCCGACAAAUUCUAUAUGUAUGCAAAUGUUAAUGAGCAUUCUUACUAUUAUGCUUCGCAGUCAUGAUGUGUUCGUUUACAAAAAUUUAUCAUCUGCCUAAAUGAUGGCCAAAAAAGAGGAAAGUCUAUUAUUCAGUAUCAUUGUACGAUGUGUAUACUGUAUUUGUGAUGCCUUGAUAUUAUGGUGCUACAUAGCCUUCCUGGUUUGGUGCCGUCUUUUGAUAAUUACUUGCUUGAUUUCUCCAGGAAUUCCCUCACGUGACGCAAUGAGCAUAAUUUAGCGGACUUGUACAAAAAUAUUACCCCUUGAUAUGCAUUUAAACUCGUGUGACAAAUGUCACACGAAUAUUUGUUACCUAAACUACAGUGAAAUGGGCAAAAUUGUCUUAAUCUUUGCUCUGCAUGGAAUAUAUUUGUUACAAAUAAAAUAUUUUUGUUGUAAAUGUAUUGUUAAAUACAUUGUUUUAGACCUUUAAAUGAACUCUUGAAAUUCUGUCCUUAUUAGUGAAGUAGUUGACAACCAUUCGAGAUGGAUGGUCAGGUAUUGUGAAUAAUAGGUGCAAGCUUUGUGUUCCUGACAACAGGGACCAAACCAAACUGGGAACAAUUAAAUAUGACAUGAUAAGUAUUAUGACCAAAGCUGCUGUAGACUUUAGUGUACCAUUUACAGAUUCAUACAGCAGUGAGCUAUUGCAAUUACUAGGUAUGUUCCAGGAACCACCAUGGCUUCUACCAUAGUUUGGUCAUGUUGACCAAUCCACACAUUAGAAAAUGAAGGGACGACAACGUUUUGGUCCGUCUUGGACCAUUCUCAAGUCGAUUAUGAAUGGUCACAAUCGACUUGAGAAUGGUCCAGGACGGACCGAAAUGUCGUCAUCCCUUCAUUUUCUAGUGUGUGGAUUGGUCAACAUACUUCAGCCAUGUUAUUGUGACUCAGCACCUGCAUAGUUUGGUCAUGUUGAAUGAAUGGACGAUGAUUAACUGAAGAGUGAUUUUGAGGGUUGUAUGAGAGGAACGUCAAGAAAAUGGGCAAACAAAGCUAUCGAGUGUGAGGAAGAUUGGUGAUUGGUUUUCCCCAUUGUCGGGGACAGGACACUAGUAGGCUAAUAAAGUCCCACCUAGGCAAACAAGCAUUUCAAAGGAUGCAACCCACAACAGUUGUUAAACUUCCAGGUACCUAUUUACUGCUAGGUGAACAGAGGCAUCAGGUAAAGAGGAAGCAGAGUAUGCCCUAACAUUCCUGUUCUGCCAUUAUAACUAUGGAGUUCUCAACAGAGUCGCAAAUAUCAGGUGGACAACUGGAUACUGGAGGAAAACAGUGCAUUGAAAUAUUGUAUUAUAUGCCUAUUGGUUGUCAAAAUAUAAUGCAUGUGUAUAGAGAGGGAGUUAGAUUAAUUUAUGAAUACUAUAUUGGAGAUAUAUACAUGUAUGCAUCAUAGUCCAUAAUUUAAUUGGAUGCAUUUUUGCCCUUUUCAGGUAUUAACCGAUGCUAUCCACCUGCAAAUUUAAAUUGAAGGAUACUGUAAUUUAGUUUAUACACGAAGCUUAAUUUUCAUUAAAGAUAUUAAAAAUAUUAUUGUAAACAGUAUAUGAAAAAUAUUGUGUACAAAUGUAUAAAAAAUGUGCAUCGGGUAUUUUAAUUGUGUAAUGAUUGUAAUGCUGUAUAAUACUGUGAAUUUUAUCUUAUUUAUGAUUUACGUAGGCAUUUUUAUAAAAUCUAAACCAUCUCAAA